CAGUUCUUCAACCUCACCAAUUUCAAUGCUCCGGGGUCGCCAUGCCUAUCCGCAUGAAAUGGAAGCCAUCACAUCUGGUGCGGCCAGAGGCUCGAACGACCUCAGAUGCCAGUCGCAUCACCAGAAGAUCAUAUUUGUGUCGAAAACCGCCUCUACUAAAGGGAGGAGCGGUGAUCCAUUUAGAUUCUCCAGAUGAAGCUGCCGUUGGCAACGACAAUCUGGAUGAGGUACAGCCGAAGCGAUUGCAUAGCUGGGCAGGUCAUGGCUAUCGAGCGCGCUUUGGGGUGAAGGUUCCCUUCACCAUCUGCGCCUGCUGCGUUUUGCCUCCCGGCGGGAAUUUGGCCACGGCUGGAGAGGAUGGGACUGCUUGCAUAUGGAACGCCAAAGAUGCGAAGAAGCUUUUUGAGAUCCGAGCUCAUGAGGGCGGGGUCUUGUGCAUUGUAUCCUUCCCAAACGGGAAAUGCUUCUUAACUGGCGGCUGCGAUGGGUAUGCCAAGAUUUGGAAGUUUCAGAGUGCCAAGCCGAGUCUAUUUGGCUGCUUGAACCAUGGGUUCGCUGUGACCGGUGCAGUGGUUUAUCCGGAUGCUCGACAGUUGCUGAGCCUGGGUCUGGAUGGCGUUGCAAAGGUCUGGCGCGUCGAAAACGAGGAGUUUUUAUGUCAAGGUGGUGCUGGCCUGAGUGCCCUCGGCAUCUCACGUUUUGGUGGCAAUAUCUUUACUGCGAGCCUGGAAGGAAGCAUUGAACGAUUCUCCGAUGAUGGGAAGCAGCUGUCAGUUUGGGAUGGCCAUGUUGGGCCUAUUAAUGUCAUCAUAGUAUUUCCAGACGAAUCCCGGGUGCUGACAGCCGGGGAAGAUGGCCUGACGAUUGUGUGGUCCAUGUCGGGCACUCGCCACAUCAAGCUGGGGCCAUUUGAUUCCCCUGUCCUUUGUGCAGAUGUGUCGGCCUGUUGCCAGUGGAUCCUCACGGGUUUCAAGGACGGCACAGCGCGCUUGUUCAAUGCGAGUUCUGGCAGCAUGCAUUGCAGCUGGCAGUUGGGGCAGAAGGCCACUAGGGCCAUCAGCCCAAACGCAACAUUGGAAGAAGCGGAGAAAGGUCAACUGGAAACCCAUCGAGUUCAGGCCUGUUGCUUCAUCCCGGCCGAGUCCUGCUUCCUACUGGCUGGCGCCUUUGGGAUGCAGGUCUGGCAUUUUCCCGUGGUGGAGACCAUCGACUGAGACGCCAGGCCGCCAGGGCCUGAAAGUGGUGCGGCCCUGCGAAAGGCCGGGGGAUAGGGAAGAAUGUCCGGAAACCUGGAUUUUCCCAUAGUUGUACUAUCACUAAAACAUACUUAAUUUCCUGGCAGCAAGGAAUAAGCACAAACACUCGAUAUUGAUGUUUAGGUGAAUGAUGGUGAAUGUAUAGAGGUCGUUCUUGUCAAUUGUUCUUUCAACCCAUGGAGCGCGGAUGGUCAAGUCCUAUGGAGGAUGUUCCUGUUACCUGCAGGAUGAUCAAAGUGCCGCUGGCGCCCAGAGAAAA
Messenger RNA from Cladocopium goreaui, 1515 nucleotides. The record is from the annotation of a GenBank genome assembly. NCBI's taxonomy places the organism in Eukaryota, Dinophyceae, Suessiales, Symbiodiniaceae.